AUGGAGGCCGGUGAAUAUACGAUCAACGCCUUAGUAAUUAAUAAUAUCACUUCCAUUUCAUAUCGAACAUAUGAGCUCUCUGCCACCGAUCAAUACCAGUCGCAACCGAACCCGACCGUCAUCCAAGAUGUCGAAUCUCUAUUUCGGACGCAGGGGUGUAUCGCGCACUUUGAUACGUCGCGCCGCAUAAUAUGGCACUUUGGCGUCACGAGGAAGGAAAAUACAACAUCGCCCUUUUCUACAGGCCCUUCCCUUCCCGAUAACCUCGACAUUCCUGGCGUUACCCUAUCGCCAUUCUUCCCCGUCGAUCUGAAGCCGGCCUCUUUUGGCGCCAUCACGGUCAACGAUGCCUACGAGAAUUUCAUCCUCGCUCUGCUUGGAACCGUCCUUGCAGAGCUCGUCAAGCGCACCGGUGCCAUCCCCUUGAUAGCCCUAUCCCUCUUCUCCCUGCCAUUCGCCGAAACUCCCAUUCUACUCGCACCCUUUGGUGUAAGGGCCAGCUCCCAAGGGGCGCCCGAUAUCGGACUGUCUCACCUUGAUACUGGCGCCGCCCAAACGCCAGACACACAAAUUAGCCGUUUUCAGGACACGCGCUCCACCCGGUGGCGGCAGGUGUGCUCGAGGUUGCUGCAACUCAAGGGCAUACCCGCCCAGGUCCUAGACUCUUGCCCAUGCUCCGCUAGCCUACCCCCGAUUAGCCGCCUUGGAGGGAACCUUCUCCUAGGCCGUGAUGAGUCGUACGACCCGCUAGAACGAGCCAAAGCCUGGUUCCAAGAGGCGCCAGAGCGGGGUGAGACAGCAGCGAGGCGCAAAGAGAACGCGAGGCAGCGGUGCCUUCCAACGGGCGGCAAAUGCCGCUGCCUUAGCGGCCGGUGUGAUGUAUCCGACACCCCCGAUGCCAUACAGAAUCCAAGCGCCCCGACCCCUAGCCUCGAUGGCGUUGCAGCGACGAGUCCCCAUACUCACCCACCAAGUGUCGCCGUCACCGACACGGAUGUGGCCAUUGUUGUCAUCGAUUCUAGCCAGCCUGAGCCGAAGAGUGUACCGCCGAAGCCCGAGUCGCCCGUCUUUGCAAAGCCAGAACUUAGACAUGCAAGGAGCGUAUUAGGCGAUGACGCAAAAUCAGGAGGGAAGCAGAGAGCCCCGAGCAUCGUAAAGAGGGAGCAUAGCCCCUUUGAUCCUGACACUGUCUUCAAGCGGGUUCGCACCGCGCUUUAUCGGCCAGCUCAUCCAGGCACAUCCCACCCCACGCGGCGGAGGAGCGUCUACGACAAGGUCGAGUUUGAUGCAUUGGCAGCCCCUGUAACGAGCAAAUAUGUUAAUGGAGGCAAAUAUGCUUUCACGUGGUCCCCCUCGAAGGAGGAUGUCAACCCCAAGGCCCCGCCAACGACGGAUUACCUGAGACGCCACGGCAAGAACGGCAAGACUUUGAAGGGCCUCCCGGAAAACCACGGGGCGCUGAUCGCGCGCAUCACGACCGGCCUAGAGUCCAGCUCCAUCAAUGCAAGCCCCGCCAAAAUCGAAGGUCUUGCUGACCUCGAUAUCGAUGAUACGAGUAGCGUGUCUGACCAAGACGAUACGAGCGUAUCGAGCGCUGAACCCUUCUCCCCAGUCAAGUCAGCAGGGCCCCGCAAAGCGAAUAACGAAGACGACUUGAUUUCGCAUGCGGCCUCACUUCGAGACGUCGAAGUGCCCGACGAUUCAGACCCGAGCUUUGUGCUGGAAUUGCCCCGGUUGGGCAGGGCGUGGACGGCGGAAAUGUCGGUCGCAAAGCUUUUUGCUGACCCGGAACCGUUAACACUGCAACUUAAUCUACCGGACGGGGACAUGAUUGCUAUCGCACAAAUAUUGACAGAGCAGGCUGCCCUAGGCGCACUCGAGGUACAGAGCGACACCGCAUUGCGGAAGCCACCGCCUGCGUGUCCCGUCAAGCGCCGUCAGCUAGCGUCGCUCUCGCGGCAGGCGUUGCGUGCGCUGCAAGACUCUUUGCCUGCCAACCUUGGCGGCGCGUCAGAGUGUCUGCUCAGGGCGUUUUCGGAAAUCCAGGACGGAACCCCACCACUCGGCCCACCCAGCCGGCCCCUCAUGCCUUCCCGCCCGGUCGGUGGCCGAGAUCCUUCCUCAUCCGUACCGCCAACCGUGUAUCAAAUACCUCCUCCCCAUCUAGAGGUGAAGCGAGCGGAAACCCGACUAUCAGUUCUGCCCUCGGCGGCGUUAUUUUGGGAGAGCCUUGGAUUCGGCCCAUCGAUGGGACCCAAGGACGUGCGGGCUGCGUGCGUUUUCCCUGGGUGGGAUGGCAUGCCUGACAAUGCCGGGGCCUUCCUAGAGCGUUUGAAGAGCGUGUAUGAAUCUAUGAAGCUAGGCAGCUUUGAGACUCUCGAAUCCACGGACAAUAUUGUAGAUGGUCUAGUUCGCUACGACGUUGACAAGAUUUCUAUGACGCCGGGGACCGUCUUUCCGAGAAUUAGCUCCGCUCUUGCCGAGCGCGUCGAGCUUCUCUGCCAAGCUCUCAGAGGGACCACCGCGUCGUCCAAGAAUUUGCAGCUCUCCGAGGCGUACAAGAGUAGCCACAUGGGCAAGAAUUCUACUCCGCCUAACGAAGUGGUUCUCCAACUCGUCCCCUUGGACCUAAUCUGCGCCAGCUUCUCGGUCGUCAUCCAAAGUCCUGCGAGCCUUGUGAAGCUUUGUCUCGAGGUGUAUGACCGAUGCGCAUCAUUCAAUGGCACCACGCCCGCUCCGUCCAUUAUGCUCGAGCAAGUAUCGCCAAGGUUCAUCGACUUUAGUCUACAACCGACGCCGUCGGCUUCCGUUAUGCACGAGAAUUCAUGCAUCCAUGUCGCUUAUGCCCGCAGCAUAAACGGCAGAUGGGUGACGGCUGCGUGGACCGAUAGUCGCGGGAGCCAACAGAUGACGGCAUCGUAUUGCCUGGGGCGAAAAGGCCGUCCUAUCGCGACGCCGUUUACGGAUGUUGCGCACGAGAUCUGGGAGACCACGCAUGAUUUAAUAUCCAUGUGGAAGGUACACUGGCGAGUCGUCAUCACCAAAUGCGGGACCAUGGACGCGGACGAGAUGGAAUUCUGGACGGGAUUGGCCCAAACGGAGUCCAAAGCCCGAGUCAGUUUAGUGUUGAUGGCGGUGGAUACUAGCCCAUCCGUUCAACUACUUCCUCCCGCGAUCCGACUCAACCCGUCGGUCUCGGCCACCUUUUAUACCACGCCCGCUUCGACUCCCCAAGCGAGCAUCCUAUCCCCCGAACAGAGCGGUAACCCCGCAACGCCCGCCAACGCGCCGACGCCCAGCGAUGCCAACGCAGCGGAUGGUGCCACAUCAGACGGCAUCCUGGUCGACAUCAUGGACCAGUCGUGGGGCUGCAUCCUCGGGCAUCGGCUCAACAACUCGACAUCACCUACAGAGAUCAACCCGGCGCUCUUUAGCGGCUACCUUAUCAAGCGCGGAGGCACCAAAUUGGAAGAUCCGCCGGUGGUUAUGGAAGUGAACGUCAUCUACAGCGACGGUACUAACCCCAGGCAGCACGAGGGUUGCUUCGCGAGAUGCUAG
This is a messenger RNA of Parascedosporium putredinis, 3558 nucleotides long. Lineage: Eukaryota; Fungi; Ascomycota; Sordariomycetes; Microascales; Microascaceae. The record is from the annotation of a GenBank genome assembly.